AUUAAGAAAAAAAUAUUGUACUUGGCCUUCUUGAUAAUGGGAAGAUAAACAGACAUUAUUUAGCGGCAAAAAUGAGGAGGUGAAUGUCAUCGUAAUAAAGACUUAAAAAUCAAUGUUAUUGAUCGUUUUUGGUGUCGUAUAUAUCAUUCACCAAGAACAAAGAUUGGAGUAUAGCGGGUUAAGCCAUGUGCUUGUAGCGCAUCAUGUGGGUCGUCGACUCACCUUUUCUUUUGUUUUUCUCCUUUCCUUCGCAUGUUCACCUGGCUAGACGUGGCCGCUACACUGAGCUACCUUGAAGACUUCGACCUUCACAAGUGUGGCAUAUUUAGACACCUACCUAAUGUCUGCCGACGAAUGGAUUUCCGCUAAAUGCCUGGCGAAAUAUACAUACCCACAAAUCGUUCGUAGAGAUGUCACUUGUGCCCUGAAAGCAUUUAAGGAAUUACGUCCCAAGUUCGAAGAUUUCAUCCAAAAUGAUGGAACAUCCCGGAGACUCGUGAGCUUAGACGGCACUAUUCCUGUCAGGUAUAUGGGUUCAACUUACAAUAUCCCGAUUGCAAUAUUUCUGUUCGAAGCUUAUCCACACAAGUCUCCUAUGGUUUAUGUGAGGCCCACAAAUACUAUGCAGAUAAAGCCGAGUGAUUUUGUUGACAGUGCUGGUCUCGUUCAACUGCCGUACAUGACAGACUGGAAACAUCCAGAUGCAGAUCUAGUUGAAUUAAUAUCAGUUUUACAGGCUGUGUUUGGUGAGACAUCUCCAGUGUUUUCUAAAUCUGCUCCCAUCACAAAACGGCAAAUUUUAAAUCCUCCGUCAAAUCCCCAAUGCAUUGGUUCAAUGCCUUAUCCAGGUUCCUUAUCACAACCUCCUAUUCCUGUCAUACCGAAUGAUCAAACUUCUAAUGUGUAUCUACCCCAGCUUGGUACCGGAUGGCAGAUACCCGGUUCUGUACCCGUACUUCCCAAUAUACCUAUGCCCCAGUUGCCCAAUUUUGCCAAUCCUUUUACUCAAGCGACAAAUUCAAAUAUAUACUCUAUGUCAAGUCAAAAUAUUCCAAUGCCAGUAUGCCCAGAUGCAUCUGCUACAUCCAACAUACCAUAUAGUAUCAACACAUUAAACGAAGAACAAUUACGAUUAUCCGUAUUAACUGCUGUGGUUGAUCAAGUUCGUCGUGUACAAAAAGAAUUAAUCUAUCAACAUCAAGAUGAUUUACAAGCAAUACGUCAAACUCAAACUGGCCUAUUUAGUGGUGGUCAAAAAAUUCAAGAAAUGAUUAAUAAAAUGCAACAAGAAAAAGAUCGAGUUUGUACAGAAAUGGAAUCAGUCAAGAGGAAGAUUAGAGAUUUAGAAGAGACUUCAGAGAAACUACGCAAAUCUGACUCGAAUUUCAUAAUUGAUGAAGUAUUCGAUACGACUGCUCCAUUAUAUCGUCAAUUAGUUGUUUCAUUCGCUGAAGAACAAGCUAUAGAAGAUGCAAUUUAUUAUUUGGGCGAAGCAGUGGGUAAAAAUGUGUUCGAUGUGGAAGUUUAUUUAAAAAAAGUACGCGAAUUGUCUCGUCGACAGUUCAUGUUGCGAGCUACUGUUCAAAAAUGUCGUGAGAAAGCAGGUCUACCACUUCUGUAAUAAUCACAUUCAUUUCUAUAUUGUUUACUGAUUAUAUAAAAUAUUCCUGUUGUGAUAAAUCUGGCAUAUAUAUAUAUAUAUAUAUAUA
This is a messenger RNA of Schistosoma bovis, 1709 nucleotides long. NCBI's taxonomy places the organism in Eukaryota, Metazoa, Platyhelminthes, Trematoda, Strigeidida, Schistosomatidae. The record is from the annotation of a GenBank genome assembly.